UUAACCCCUCUUUUCGGUGCACACUUCACUCACAACUUAAAAAAUAGGUUGGAAUAUUGUUUGUGAAUGUAUUGCACCGAGCACAGACUACAUACUAUUCACCGAGAUCAAGACUUGCAGUUGAUUUUCAAGAACAUUUAGAUUGUGAUAUUAAUAAUGGCCGAAGACGUGCAAAGACAUUCAGUACAUACUUUAGUAUUCAGAUCCCUUAAGAGGUCUCAUGAUAUGUUCCUAGCAAAUCAGGGGCUUCUGCCCCCCGUUGACGAAAAAGCAGAGAAUGUAAGACGCACAGUUAAAGCAAGAGAUUUUUAUGGACUAGUUUUUGACGACGUUAAGAAAAUGCAAGCAAUGAAGAACCUCAGAGAAGCUGAAGCAGGACCAAAUCCUCCACCGCCAGGGACAGAUCAUCAAGAGAAUAGCAUCAAUGAGAACGCAGUGGUUCCAUAUAUGGAAGCCCCACUGGCAACUAGAGGGCAACAAAAUAACCAGAACCAACUAGCGAAUAUUAUUAAAAAAUCGCCCGCUAUGCCUAAACCCAAAUGGCAUCCACCGUGGAAGUUGUACAGAGUGAUUGCUGGGCAUUUGGGGUGGGUUCGUUGUGUCGCUCUGGAACCUGGAAAUGAGUGGUUCGCAACUGGAGCAGCAGACAGAAUUAUAAAAAUUUGGGAUUUGGCCUCCGGCCAACUGAAAGUAUCAUUGACUGGCCACGUUAGCACAGUAAGAGGGCUGGCUGUAAGUACAAGACACCCUUACUUGUUCAGCUGCGGAGAAGACCGACAAGUAAAGUGCUGGGAUUUAGAAUACAACAAAGUUAUUCGACAUUAUCAUGGCCAUUUAUCUGCCGUAUAUUCCUUGGCUUUGCACCCCACAAUCGAUGUGCUGCUGUCAGCAGGCCGAGACUCAACAGCGAGGGUAUGGGACAUGAGAACCAAGGCGAAUAUCCACACUUUAACCGGCCAUUCUCACACAGUGGCGAAAGUAAUCGCACAGGCUUCUGAGCCGCAGGUCAUUACAGGCUCGCAUGACACCACUAUUCGCCUGUGGGAUUUAGCGGCUGGAAAGUCCAUUUGCACUUUAACAAAUCACAAAAAGAGUGUCAGGGAUUUGGUGUUCCAUCCCACCCUAAAUAUGUUUGCGUCUGGUUCUCCCGAUAACAUCAAGCAAUGGAAAUGCCCUGAUGGCAAAUUCAUUCAGAACUUAUCUGGUCACAAUGCCAUCAUCAAUUGUUUAGCUGUAAAUGCUGAAAGUGUCUUAGUGUCCGGCGGCGACAAUGGAACUUUACAUUUUUGGGACUGGCGUACAGGGUACAAUUUCCAAAGGCUGCAAGCCCCCGUUCAACCCGGUUCAAUGGACAGUGAGGCCGGUAUUUUCUCAAUGACUUUCGACAAUUCCGGUUCGAGGCUGAUUACUACUGAAGCGGACAAGACUAUUAAGAUCUACAAGGAGGAUGACACUGCCACUGAAGAAACCCACCCUAUUAACUGGAAACCCGACAUUCUGAAGAGAAGGAAGUUCUAAUUUUUAUACUUGAUGACCAAACUGAAUCCUGGAAAUGUUUGCUAGUUUCAAGACUUCGUCUACAAUAGCCAGUAAAAGGAAUAUAAUUUGCAGAAUCUACAAAAAAUUCAACAACACCUCAAUUAAUUUGUUAAAUGUUUAUUUUUUGGGAAAUCCGCUUUAAUAGAUCUGACCGUUGUUCGGUAAUAAUUGAUCUGGAACAUUAUUGUAAAGUUUAACUUUUUUUUCGUUUGCAUCGUUUAUCUUGCAAUUACUGCUAUCCAUUGAUUAAUUAACUUGGAGCAAUGUCUCGUCGCCGCAUAAUUAGCUAAUUAACUUUAAAAAGGCCGCUUAUAAAAAGGAUCGAAUUACCACGUCAUUUUGUAACUGAUGUAAUUACAUAAAAAGUCUAUUAUCUGCAAUCAGUAAAUAUACAGGGGGAGUUUUUCUCA
Messenger RNA from Dendroctonus ponderosae (mountain pine beetle), 1949 nucleotides. RefSeq names its product pleiotropic regulator 1 (gene Tango4). Bases 157 to 1518 code for a protein of 453 amino acids. Gene Ontology annotation, biological process: mRNA splicing, via spliceosome. The transcript has 8 exons. Gene Ontology annotation, molecular function: protein binding. The record is from RefSeq and is a predicted model, not a curated record. NCBI's taxonomy places the organism in Eukaryota, Metazoa, Arthropoda, Insecta, Coleoptera, Curculionidae. Gene Ontology annotation, cellular component: Prp19 complex; precatalytic spliceosome; catalytic step 2 spliceosome.